Messenger RNA from Suncus etruscus (white-toothed pygmy shrew), 2099 nucleotides. It is a transcript of the gene PPP2R1B, whose product is annotated as protein phosphatase 2 scaffold subunit Abeta. Gene Ontology annotation, cellular component: protein phosphatase type 2A complex; cytoplasm. Lineage: Eukaryota; Metazoa; Chordata; Mammalia; Eulipotyphla; Soricidae. Gene Ontology annotation, molecular function: protein binding; protein phosphatase regulator activity. Gene Ontology annotation, biological process: protein dephosphorylation. The transcript is spliced from 15 exons. Bases 36 to 1841 code for a protein of 601 amino acids. The record is from RefSeq and is a predicted model, not a curated record.
CAGCGCCUAGCAGCAGGAAGAGGAAGAGGAAGAACAUGGCGGGCGCGGCGGGACCUGGCCCGGGCCCGGGAGCCGCGGGUGGCGAUGGAGACGAUUCGCUCUACCCGAUCGCGGUUUUAAUCGACGAGCUCCGCAACGAGGACGUCCAGCUCCGCCUCAACAGUAUUAAGAAGUUAUCAACUAUUGCUUUAGCACUUGGAGUAGAAAGGACUCGAACUGAACUGCUGCCAUUCCUUACAGAUACAAUAUAUGAUGAAGAUGAAGUGCUAUUAGCUCUUGCUGAGCAGCUGGGAAAUUUUACCGGCCUGGUGGGAGGACCUGACUUCGCCCACUGUUUGCUGCCUCCUUUAGAAAGCCUGGCGACUGUGGAAGAGACAGUGGUUCGAGACAAGGCGGUGGAAUCCCUGCGGCAGAUUUCCCAGGAGCACAACGCUGUUGCUCUGGAAGCUCAUUUUGUACCUCUGGUGAAACGCCUCGCGAGCGGGGAUUGGUUCACAUCUCGAACAUCUGCAUGUGGCUUGUUCAGUGUUUGCUAUCCCAGGGCUUCAAAUGCUGUCAAAGCAGAAAUCAGACAGCACUUCCGUUCCUUGUGCUCAGAUGACACACCAAUGGUACGGCGUGCUGCUGCUUCCAAAUUGGGUGAAUUUGCAAAAGUUUUGGAACUAGACAGUGUGAAAAGUGAGAUUGUUCCAUUGUUCACUAACCUAGCUUCAGAUGAACAGGACUCCGUGCGUCUCCUAGCUGUGGAAGCUUGUGUCAGCAUUGCACAGUUACUAUCCCAGGAGGACCUGGAGACUAUGGUGAUGCCCACACUUAGACAAGCAGCAGAAGAUAAAUCUUGGCGAGUUCGAUAUAUGGUAGCUGACAAAUUUUCAGAGCUCCAGAAAGCUGUUGGUCCUAAAAUUACUCUAAGUGACCUCAUUCCCGCCUUUCAAAACCUUCUUAAAGAUUGUGAAGCUGAAGUCCGAGCAGCUGCUGCCCACAAAGUCAAAGAACUUAGUGAAAACUUGCCCACUGAAGGCAGAGAGACCAUAAUUAUGAAUCAAGUUCUGCCCUAUAUAAAGGAGUUAGUAUCUGACACAAACCAGCAUGUCAAAUCAGCGUUAGCUUCUGUAAUUAUGGGGUUGUCUACCAUUUUGGGCAAAGAGAACACCAUUGAACAUCUUCUGCCUCUAUUUUUAGCCCAGUUAAAGGAUGAGUGUCCUGAAGUUCGUUUAAAUAUCAUUUCCAACUUGGAUUGUGUAAAUGAAGUGAUCGGUAUUCGCCAGCUCUCUCAGUCUCUCCUGCCUGCCAUUGUGGAGCUGGCAGAGGAUGCCAAGUGGAGGGUCCGACUGGCCAUCAUUGAGUAUAUGCCGCUGCUGGCAGGUCAGCUGGGUGUGGAAUUCUUUGAUGAGAAACUGAACUCUUUGUGUAUGGCCUGGCUUGUGGACCAUGUGUAUGCCAUUCGUGAAGCUGCCACCAACAACCUCAUGAAACUAGUCCAGAAGUUUGGUACAGAUUGGGCCCAAAAUACCAUUGUUCCGAAAGUACUAGUGAUGGCAAAUGAUCCUAAUUACUUACAUAGAAUGACCACUUUAUUUUGUAUUAAUGCACUGUCUGAAGCUUGUGGUCAGGAAAUAACCACUAAGCAGAUGCUGCCUAUUGUGUUGAAGAUGGCAGGAGACCAAGUUGCGAAUGUUCGUUUCAAUGUGGCCAAAUCUCUACAAAAAAUUGGACCAAUUCUAGACACUGAUGCUUUGCAGGAGGAAGUUAAGCCGGUGCUACAGAAGUUAGGCCAAGAUGAAGAUAUGGAUGUGAAAUACUUUGCACAGGAGGCUAUAAGUGUGCUUGCGUUGGCAUAAUGAGGAACAGAAGGGAAAAGACUUUACUAAAUUCUUACCACAGAUUUCUAGUCAAUAUGUUCUUAAACUGGUUGGAGAAAAAGGUAGAAAAUCUUCAAGACCUCAUCCAAGCAAAUGAUAACAACUUAGAAGAAAUCAACUUUCAGUGACUUGACUCUUUCUAAAAAUGAAACGGGAUUGUUUUUUACUUGUCUCCCUUGUUGGGAUAAUUAUAUGUAAACCAUAUAAUUAAACCAUAUUCUUAAUGUUUGUGACUAA